UGCUAAUAUCAAAGCCAUUGAUGAUUAUGGUUAUACAAUAUUUGAUAGAAAUAAAAAUAUGGAUUGCAUUUUGCUAUGCGAAAGGGAUACACAGACGUUGUUAUAAAAAAUAUCAAAUUGAUGAUAUUAAUGCUGCUGAUACAAAUGGCAAAACAGCAUUGCAUUU
Dentiscutata erythropus is the source of this 166-nucleotide messenger RNA. NCBI's taxonomy places the organism in Eukaryota, Fungi, Glomeromycota, Glomeromycetes, Diversisporales, Gigasporaceae. The record is from the annotation of a GenBank genome assembly.